UCGCGAGUUUGGUCCGGUAUAGCUUCAGUGUUUGGUGUUCUACCCACCGUCGACAGAAUGAGCAUGAAAGUAGAUACACUAGUUAAAGAAGUGUUUCCAGCACCGGUAGGCGAUAUCAUAAUGACGCUAGUGCGCCCCAUUCCGGAAUGUUUGAAGCGUAAGGCGGCAGAAGAGCUAAACGAGAAGGAAAAUACCAUCGUCGAGGAGUUGGACGUCAUCAAGACAUGGAUGCGACAAUCUGGACACAUUCGGGGGCGACUCGAGGACCAGUUCCUGCUCGGGUUCCUGCGCUCGUGCAAACACAGCUUGGAACGUGUCAAGGAGAAGCUGGACACCUACUACACCAUCCGGUCCGUUUUGCCCGAGGUGAUGCGCGGUCGUGAUCCUCUCGAUCCGUUCGUGCGCAAGGUCAUCAGAAUGGGUGUGACGGUGCCAUUACCUAAGACGGUCCAUCCGGACGACCCGAAGAUCAUCCUGAUCCGAGGAGAUGCCUUCGAUGGAGACGCCUGCGACUUCCCGGAUAUUUUGAAGGUGUUCACCAUGAUCGGUGACAUCCUGCUUCGCGAUGACGAUCAGAUGAUGAUCUGCGGCCAGGCGGCCAUCAUCGAUCUGGGUCACUCUUCCAGCGGCCACCUGUUCAACUUCAACCUCUCGUUCCUGCGCAAGGCGUCCAUUCUAAACCAGCAGGCGUCACCCCUGCGCCAGAAGGGUUUCCACUUCAUCAACACACCAAAGGGCUUCGACAUCGUGCUGAACAUCUUCAAGAGUCUGAUGACGGAAAAGAACCGCAAACGCACGAUCCUAUCGCACGGUUCCAGCCUGGAGUCACUGCACAAACACUUCCCCAAGUCCAUCCUGCCGGCGGAGUUGGGUGGAGAGCUUGGCCCAGUGCAGCAGUUUGUGGAUGAGUGGGAGCAAAGGCUGAUUGACAACCGGACGUACCUGAUCGCGGAGGAAUCGCUCGGUGUCGAUGAAAGUCGCCGGCGAAACACCAAUCCGUUGGCAGAGGAGAAGGAUCUCUUCGGGACGGCCGGUACCUUCCGGAAGCUGGAGUUUGACUGAUCCAGAGAUCGUUUGUGUUUGAUUAUGAUUGCCAUGAUGCGUGGCGGCUGAUUCAAAAGAUGCUAUGAUUGUACAAAAUAUUUUACCAUAAG
Anopheles coustani is the source of this 1154-nucleotide messenger RNA. RefSeq names its product alpha-tocopherol transfer protein-like. Gene Ontology annotation, molecular function: phosphatidylinositol bisphosphate binding. Lineage: Eukaryota; Metazoa; Arthropoda; Insecta; Diptera; Culicidae. Gene Ontology annotation, cellular component: membrane. The transcript has 4 exons. The record is from RefSeq and is a predicted model, not a curated record. Bases 58 to 1062 code for a protein of 334 amino acids.